AUGUGGGGCAGGCCCAAUAUCUCAUAUGGUUUUGUAGUUGCUGUAACAACAAUAGAUAAUAUAGGAUUUGUAGUAUAUCCUGUUAAAUACAAAGCUAUUGUUUUUAGACCAUUCAAAGGAGAAGUAUUGGAUGCUAUUGUGACUCAAGUGAAUAAGGUUGGAAUGUUUGCUGAAAUAGGACCUCUCUCAUGUUUUAUAUCUCAUCAUUCGAUACCAGCAGACAUGCAAUUUUGUCCAAAUAUAAAUCCUCCAUGUUAUAAAUCCAAAGAAGAGGAUGUUAUCAUUCAACCAGAUGAUGAAAUAAGAUUGAAAAUUGUUGGUACAAGAGUUGAUGCCACUGGAAUUUUUGCUAUUGGGACACUGAUGGAUGAUUAUUUAGGUCUUAUAUGUAACUAAAUAAA
This is a messenger RNA of Megalopta genalis, 401 nucleotides long. The record is from RefSeq and is a predicted model, not a curated record. Lineage: Eukaryota; Metazoa; Arthropoda; Insecta; Hymenoptera; Halictidae.